GUGUUGUGCAUCGUGUUGAAUAGAGUGAGUCUGCGUCUCGCCUGCCGGACUCUUCCUGGUUUGCGCUCUGGAUCCGCCGCUGUCAUCACAAGAGCUCGUCUGUCUCUCUCUCUCCAGUGCUUACGGUUUCGACGCGCUCCUUCUUCUUGUCGCUUUAUUAUAAUGGAGAAUUACCUGCUCCUGUCUCCCUGAGGCGCGUUUCUCUGCGCCAGACACAUCUGAGAUCUUGGUUUGUGGUGUUUCUUUCUGAUCUGACCAGAAAGUUCCUUCGACCAAAAUACUGCUGCUGCUGAUAGAUACACACUUAGCGUGCUGCAGGUAUGGGCUUCGCGGAGGACCUGUGGUGCCCUCAGGGUCACGCCGCUCUAAUAAAACUACAAGACUCUGAGCUGCGUUUGAUGGAGGUAAUGAAGAAAUGGAUGACGCAGAGGGCCAAGAGCGAUCGCGAGUUCUCCGUGCAGCUGCAUCAGAUGUCAGCCAUUGUUGAGAAGCUGGAAGGAUCUCAGCCCGGAGGAGGUCUCGACUACAUCAGCCAGUUCAAUAAGUCGUGGAAUGUGCUCGUCAGUCAGACGGAGAGCCUCAGUCGUAUCAUGCGCAAGCACUCGGAGGACCUGAUGGUGGGACCCCUCAGCAAACUCACCCUCCUCACCCGGGACAAGCAGCAGCUGAGAAAGACUUACGGGGAACAGUGGAACCUUCUCAACCUGGAGCUGUGCAGGGUCACCCAAACUGAGCUGGACCGGCUCAAGUCCAGUUACAGACAGCUAGUACGGGACGCGACACAGGCCAAAAGAAAGUACCAGGAAGCAAGCAAAGACAAAGAACGUGAGAAAGCGAAGGAGCGCUACAUCAAAGCCACUCUGAAACUGCAUGAGCACCACAAUGAAUAUGUGCUGUCGGUGAAGGCCGCGCAGGUGCAUCACCAACUCCACUACGGCCAAAGCCAGCCUGCCCUACUAGGAGCCCUGCAGACGCUGCAGGAGGAAAUGGUGCUUAUUCUGAAGGAGAUUCUACAGGAGUAUUUCGAUCUGUCUAGCGUGCUUCAUGAUGAGGUGGUUAGUGUUCACACUGAAAUGGCCAAUGCCCUGAAAGCCAUCCAGCCACAGAGAGAGUAUGAGAACUUCAUACAACAGAACAGGUCGAGAGGAGAGGUUCCUGCAAGUGUGGAGUUUGAUGGCAGUUUGUUGGAGGAUGCUGAAGAUCUGAAGCCUGAAGAUCUGAAGCUCAAUGAGCUCACAGUAGAGGGAAUCCAGCAUCGGCUCACCGCUGUGGAGGAGGAGCUCCUGGGUCUCGCUAGUACUCUUGGUUCUCAGCAGGCCAUCGUCAACCAGCUGGAGCUGGAUCUGCAGAAUGAGGAGGGCUCUGGAAACACAGGCCAGAGGGUGUAUCAGUUCAGUAAGCGUAAUGCUCUGGAGGACAGCAGACAGCAGGUAGUUCUGUCCAUGGUGGCUCGAGCUCGCCUGGAGGCCCAGCGGAGGCUUCUGGCCGAUAAACUUGAGACUCUGGGAAGCAAGGAGGCUCCACCUAUAGGCCUGGAUGAUGAUCGGAUAUCUGUCACAUCCAGCAACUCAGAGCGUGAUAAAGACCAUAAGCUCCUCAACAUGGAUGUAAUCGUGAGCCAUCUCAGCGGCUUGUUCAAGCCCAAGUAUACGAGUAGUGUGUUUUAUACAUCUCACCAGGUUCCCCCCGCCCUGGCACCGGUGCCUGAGGUGGAGAAACCCUUGACCCAGCAGAGCUGGUAUCACGGUGCCAUCCCCCGUCUGGAGGUGCAGGAACUACUGAAGAAUGAUGGCGACUUCCUGGUACGAGAAAGCCAGGGCAAACAAGAAUACGUGCUGUCUGUGCACUGGGGCGGCCAGUGCAGGCACUUCCUCAUUCAGAGUGCAGAUGGUGUGUAUCGUCUUGACGGUGAUGGAUUUAUCUCUGUACCACUGCUAAUAAAACACCUCAUCAGCUCCCAUCAAACCGUCACAAAGAGGACAGACAUUGUGCUGAAGAGACCCAUCAUUAAGGAUAAGUGGGUGUUGGAACAUGAUGAUGUCAUUCUUGGACAGAGCAUCGGUCGGGGUAACUUCGGUGAGGUGUUCAGUGGGCGCCUGCAUUCAGACAAUACUCCAGUCGCUGUGAAAGCCUGCAGAGAGAAUCUGCCUGCAGAACACAAGAACAAGUUCCUAAUGGAGGCCAGGAUCCUAAAGCAGUACGACCAUCCAAACAUAGUGAAGCUAAUCGGCGUCUGCACACAAAAACAGCCAAUAUAUAUCAUCAUGGAGCUGGUGCAAGGAGGGGACUUUCUAACCUUUCUGCGCACAGAAGGCCACAACCUGAAGACCAAGAUGCUGAUCAAGAUGGCAGAGAAUGUGGCGUCUGGCAUGGCAUACCUGGAAAGCAAGAAGUGCAUUCAUCGAGAUCUGGCUGCCCGUAACUGUCUCGUCGGUGAGGAGAGCGUGGUGAAGAUCAGUGAUUUCGGUAUGUCUCGGCAGGAGCAGGAUGGGGUUUAUUCUGCUGCAGGAGGAAUGAAACAGAUCCCAGUCAAGUGGACAGCACCAGAAGCCCUCAAUUACGGGCGAUACACCACAGAGAGUGAUGUGUGGAGUUUCGGAGUGCUGCUGUGGGAGACCUUCUCCAGAGGAGUCACACCAUAUACCAUCCCGCAUAACAUGAAUAAUCAACAGACCAGAGACGAGGUGGAGAGAGGAUAUCGUAUGCCGGCCCCAAAUAACUGUCCUGGUGAAAUCUAUGCCCUCAUGUGUCAGUGCUGGCAGUACGAUCCGAGAAAUCGACCCUCAUUUCGCAAACUAAAGGCAGAUCUGUAUGCUUUAUAAAUAAAUCCAGUUUGGGUGAGCAUAAGACGUUAAAAAUUUACAAAACUGAACCAAAUGCAAACUUUUCAAUGGUAGCAUAUCCUUACAUCACCUUCUGAGAAGGAAUUUAGCUUUUUUUUCCACUCCAACAAAUAUUCAUUUGGCUGUUGGGGUAAACAGGUCUUAAAUCCAUCAUGCAGUGAGCUGUAUUACUGACACGCGUUGAUCCUGCAGUGCUGCAGUUUUGUCACAUAACUUUGAAUUUACUCUUAAGUUAAAUUCCAUAAACAAUGUUCCUGAAGCUUAAUGCACAGCAGGACUCUGAGGCACACAGGUGUGAAUAGGCGUGUCUGUCUGUUCAUGUGUCUUAUCUGCCCUGGGCAUAAAUGAGACAAAGGAGAAGAUAUGACACAUGACAUAUGACUCACAGACCAACCUGCACAAGGCUUUAACCCUUUGCAUGACAGAAACUGAUUGCAUGAUAUUUUUUGUGCUAUCAUAUGACACUUUUUCAUUUCUGCUGAUCCAAGAUCAGUGUUGCCUAAAAAAGUGAUUAUUGGGACAAGUCACAGAUAAUCCAAGCUCAGCCUAUUAAAUGUGGGUCCAGAACAUUGCUAUAAUCUUAAGAAAACAUCAUACAAUGUCAGUGCACUCUCUGCUCAUUUAAACUUUAUAAAAUCAUUAUUUGAGUGUUUUUAAGGUUGUAUAAAAUAAGCUCAAUAUGGAUUAAUAAAGUGUGAUGUAUGAAAAAAACUAA
Molecule: messenger RNA, 3558 nt
Organism: Cyprinus carpio (common carp)
Lineage: Eukaryota; Metazoa; Chordata; Actinopteri; Cypriniformes; Cyprinidae
Product: tyrosine-protein kinase Fes/Fps
Biological process (GO): chemotaxis; cell adhesion; peptidyl-tyrosine phosphorylation
Molecular function (GO): non-membrane spanning protein tyrosine kinase activity; ATP binding
Source: RefSeq, a predicted model, not a curated record